Molecule: messenger RNA, 993 nt
Organism: Striga asiatica
Lineage: Eukaryota; Viridiplantae; Streptophyta; Magnoliopsida; Lamiales; Orobanchaceae
Source: the annotation of a GenBank genome assembly
AAAAAACAAAAAAACAAAACACCAACAAUUAAAAAUGUAGCCCCCACACCACACAACUCUCACCAUUAAACCCCUCUUUUUAAUUUCACUCGCUCACUCACAUUCCCAAAUCCCUCAGCACAAAACCCCUCAAUGGCCACGGCGGCGGCGGCGACCCUUCCUCUCCUCCUCCUCCUCCACCUCGUUCUCCUCGCCUUUCCGACAUCCUCGUCGGGCUCCACAAUCCACGACCUUCUCAGAAGCCGAGGUCUGCCGGCGGGUCUCUUCCCCAAGAACGGCAUCAGCUCAUACGAGCUCGGCCAAGAUGGGAUUUUGCAGGUCUACUUGGACCGGCCCUGCGUCGCGAAAUUCGAGACCAGGGUUUCGUUCGAGAGCGUGGUCAGAGCCAAUUUGAGCUAUGGCGGGCUCAUAGGAGUCGAGGGUUUGUCUCAAGAGGAGCUCUUUUUGUGGCUGCCUGUUAAGGACAUCAUCGUCUAUGACCCUUCAUCUGGGCUCAUCUUGUUCGACAUUGGCGUUGCGCAUAAACAGAUGUCGCUUUCGUUGUUCGAGGAGCCUCCGAUUUGCUAUCCUCAAGGUGAGGUGUUGGAGGAGAAUUUGGAAAUGGGGUUUGAGUUUGAAGAUAAGAGAUGAGGGUGUUUUUGGAAAUUUCUUUGCUUUUAUCAUUUUUAUUUUUGCUGAUUUUUGUGGGUGUGCCCUCAUUUUGCAGUUUGUGUGUUCAGAAUUGGAAAAGUGGAAUGGGAGAGUGAUUUUGUAAUAUAGAAGAAAAGAAGUUUUUGUAGAUUUUGUAAAAAAGAUGGUUACUGACUAUUGGGUUUUUGGGGAGAUAAAUGAUAAGAUUUUGGGAUUUUCUGAAUUUGUGAGCAUGAUAUCUGUUCUGGCUCUGCUGAAACUUCUUAAUUUUAGUGCAAUCUUGAAACUUGGAAAUGUAUCAAACAAAUUAAUUUUACUAGAAUCUUGAAAUUUGAGUACUGAAAGGUAAAAGUUGAAUAGAUU